AUGGGGAAAAAAGAACACAAAUUUCGUUCAUUUUUUACUUUAACUGAACAUCCUACAAAUAAAUCGAACAAAAAAGCUAUUUGUAUUUGUUGUAUUGAAGCUAAUGGAUAUGAAAUAGCUAAAGAUAAUAAAGAUUGUUGGACAACAAAUAUAUUUAAAUAUUGUAAACUAUAUUUAAAAAAUUGUCUAAAUUUUUCUUCUAAGUAUAUAGAAGAAGAACAAGUUGAAAUUUUAGCUUUAGAUGAAGAAGAAAUUAAUUCAAUAAAAAAAAAAUCCUGUACAACUUAUAAUAGUAAGUAUUAA
This is a messenger RNA of Dentiscutata erythropus, 303 nucleotides long. Lineage: Eukaryota; Fungi; Glomeromycota; Glomeromycetes; Diversisporales; Gigasporaceae. The record is from the annotation of a GenBank genome assembly.